AUGAAUAAAGAAUAAGAUGAUCAAGAAAGAUAACCAAUAUUAAUUGAAAAAGAUUCUUAAUUUUUAGAUUGGGAGACAUUCAAAAAAUAAUAUUAUUAAUAAGAAAAUGUAUUAUAAACAUCUUUAAAAUUGUUAAAUGAAUAACAUAGUGAAAUUUCAAGAAAACUAAUUUAAUUAGAGUAAGUAAUAAUUAUAAGAAAAUAGUAAAUCAGAUCCAAUUUGUGAAGAAGAUGAAUAAGACAAUCGAAAAUAAUUUUAAUCUAUUGAUAUAAGAAAGUAUUAAGAUUAAGUCGAUGAUCUAAAUUACAUAAUGAAUACAAUGUCUAGAAUGCUUAACGACUAUACAAUAAGUGCAGAAGAAGUUUAAGCCAAACUUAAGAGUAAUAUGUUAAGGAGAUUCAAAGAAAUUCAUUAAGAGCAUGAGAAAGAACUUUUUAAAUUAAAAGUACUACUUGAAAGCAUAAAUAGUAAGCAAUGAAAACUAAUAUCUAAAAAUAUGAACUAUUUUAAGAAGCAAUCAAAAACCCAAAUAUAUCAGGAAAUUAAAAAUACAAAAGAGAUUACCAACUCAACGAUUUUAUUUCAAGAGGAGUUAAUUAAGCAUCUCAUGUACUUGAUAUGGCUUCAACCAUACAUUCAAGUCUUUCGGAUUAAGGUUAUAGAGUAUCUUCUAUUUAAAAUAAAGUCACUGAUUAUAUGGGUAUUUUGCAGUUUUAUUAUAAUUAUAGGAUAAUUUGAAGGAAUCAAUUAAUUGAUUAAUGGAAUACGUUAUCAUAAAAAUAAAGGUUAAUUUAUAUUGAUAGGCUUAAUUGUCUUUUUAGUUUCGAUAGUUUUAUUUAAAUUUAUGUGA
Molecule: messenger RNA, 850 nt
Organism: Paramecium sonneborni
Lineage: Eukaryota; Ciliophora; Oligohymenophorea; Peniculida; Parameciidae
Source: the annotation of a GenBank genome assembly